AUGACGCACGAACACGCUGCAAUGCCCCGCCCCCGGGGGAUGCCGGGCGGGGGCUUCGGGACUAUCUGCAGCUCGCAGAGGCUUCCGAAGCAGCGGGGCCGGCACCCCCGGGGGCGGGCCAUCGCGUUGUUUGGCCACUGGGAGAACAGGAGCUGGACUAGAUCGCCCUUCGAUCAUAUCCACCAGGGCUCUUCAUGUUCUUAUGGUCUGUUUUACCCCCAGCAUUGCCAGUUUGAUGAGCUGGGCAAACGGGCUCCUCAGUGGAUCAGGGACAAGCUGGUGACCAUGUGCAUGCGUUGCAAGGGCCCGUUCAAUGCUAUCACACGCAGAAGGCACCACUGCCCCUGUGGCUAUGUGGUGUGUGGCCGGUGCUCUGAGUACAAGGCCGAAUUGCAAUAUGACAAGAGCGGGCCCAAGCGUGUCUGCGUGGAGUGCUACAUCUUCCUGACGGGGCAUUUGUUGCCUGACGAGCGGCAGGCAAGGCAUAAAGGCAUCCUGGAGAAAGAGUCUGCAGAAAUAUCGGGACAGAGCCUGAUGUGCAGUUUCCUGCAACUGUUGGAUAAGAAUGGAAAGGGGAGCAUGCGUGGCUGGUUUGUGAUCCCACGAGAUGACCCUCUUGUGCUGUACAUUUACGCUGCACCCCAGGACGUCAGGGCUCACACUUCCAUCCCCCUUCUGGGCUACCAAGUCAAAGAGAUGCCCCAGAGCGACACCCGUCACAUCUUCCAACUGGUGCAGUCCAAGCAGGUCUAUACGUUGGUGGCAGAGACGGAGGAGCUGAAACAGCGGUGGAUGAAGGCCAUCACACACUCGGCUCGUGGAGAAGAGGAGGAAGACUCGUUUGAUGAGCUGGAAUGACUGGAGCCCUGCUGAGAGGCUGUUGCAUAUCUUGAGCCGCCAUUUCAACACCUGUAAAAUGAAAACAGUAUUUGGAUUCUUUUAAAAACUUUUUUUCCCAGCUGUAACUUUCCAACCAGUUUUGUAAGUCACAGUAUUUCCGCCUAGCUCAGAUUUCCCUGGUUUGCUUAUGAGCCUGUCACGUGGAAUUGUGUGAAAAGCACCACUCACGCCACACACAGUAGAUUGUUAGAACGGGAGACUUGCCAACAUUUGCAGAUGUGUCUUCCCAUUCACAUGCUCACCCACAUACCUAAACAUUGCUGCAAAUGGGAUUUCCUAUAUGCACCUAGACUCCCACUAAUUCCCUAUAACCUGGCCAGCAAAACUAACAUCUUCCUAAGUAUGCUGCCCCUGUACCUCUUUAUGCUGCAGAAUCUAGAUGCUCCUUUCCAUCCCCGCCACAAAAAGAACAGCAGUCUCACUUGCAGAUACACUAAGAAAGCUUCCAUUAGGCUGAUGGGGGAAUGGGGACAGUGAGAGAAGCUUAGACUCCCUCGACUUGUGUCUACCAGCAAACGUAGGUGAGUUCUUUGGCCCAUAAGAACGGAAUGGCAUAAGGAGAGCCCUGUCUUGUCCAAAAGCUCAUCUAGCCCAGCAUCCUGUUCUCACAGUGACCAACCAGUCUCCCCCUCCUGCUGCAACCAACUCCUCUCCCGUCUCCCAAAACACACACAGAAAUGAAGAGGGUGGAGCAAUGAGAAAAAAGACGACAAAGCCUUAAGCUGCUUGGGAAGGAAUUGGGAGAGGAGCCUUAGAGUGUGGUCCUCACAACUGCCUCACUGGGGCAAGACCUACUGGGAUGGGUUGCUGGGACCACUAGGGCUGAGCUGUUUUCUUUCUUUGAAUAAAGAGUUAACUUCACUCA
Molecule: messenger RNA, 1765 nt
Organism: Lacerta agilis (Sand lizard)
Lineage: Eukaryota; Metazoa; Chordata; Lepidosauria; Squamata; Lacertidae
Gene: FGD2
Product: FYVE, RhoGEF and PH domain containing 2
Biological process (GO): filopodium assembly; cytoskeleton organization
Cellular component (GO): cytoplasm
Molecular function (GO): metal ion binding
Source: RefSeq, a predicted model, not a curated record